AUGACUCGUCCAUGCAUUGCAUGCACGCAAAUGCAGAAGAUCCCGCCAAAGUUCUGCAAGCACAUCCCCUGGGAGGCGUCCAGGAAGGCCAAGGGCCUGAAGGAGGCGUCCAUGGCGGCCACGCUGGAGGGCCCCAGCGGCCGGACGUGGCAGGUCGUCAUCCGCCGGACCGCCGAGGGCACCUUCUUCACCGCGGGCUGGGCCAAGUUCGUGCAGGACCAGGCGCUGCGGGAGCUGGAGUUCCUCGUCUUCCGCCACGACGGCGGCACCAGCUUCGCCGCCAUGGUGUUCGACAAGUCGGCGUGCGAGCGGGAGGACCUGCUGCUCGCCGGCGACGCGCCGCGGCCGCGCAGGAAGCGGGGCCGGCCGAGGACGGCGUCGCGGGCCCUGGAUGACUCGGCUGGCAUGGAGCUGGUCCCGUACCGUGCGCCUGCCGAUCGGCCGCCCCAAGCCGCGUGCUCCGAUCGGAUGCCGGAGUCGGACAAGUCAAAUGGUACAUGUUCCCUCUGUUUCUCUUCCUUCUACAUAGCAUUCAGAUUUGGCUUCUCAGACGCAAUGGCGAUGUGUUCCGUUCAACACAAUGCAUGUAACGGUCUUGCAGGAUCAGCGGGGCAUCCCGGCCCUAUGAAGGCCGAGGUGGGCGCCGGCGAGCUCCCGCUGUGCUUGAUCGCCGCACCACCGUCGGAGUCGGGGCAGCUCCUGCCUGGCCACUUGCCAGCCGGGACCAAGGACGGGGGCGCGGUGAAAACGCGGAGCAUCCACGGCGACCUCGCGGCGGCCAGCAUCCCCCCUUCCGUGAGGAAGUACAACGGGUACGUGUCCCGGCGGCGGCCCGUGGCGAGCGCCGAGCGGCAGCGGGCCAUGGAGCUCGCGCGCGCGUUCCGGUCGUCGCUCCCCUACUGCGUCAUCCGCAUGAGCACCAUGCACGUCUACUACUCCUUCAUGAUGAGGUUCCCCACGGGGUUCUCGAGGCAGCACCUGCCCCGGGAGAAGACGGAGAUGGUGCUCCGGGACCCGGGCGGCAAGGCGUGGGCGGCGCUCUACAUCCCCAGCACGAGGGACCGGCUGUCGCGCGGGUGGUGCGCGUUCGCGCGCGGCAACUGCCUCGAGGAAGGGGACUGCUGCGUCUUCGAGCUCGUCGGCGCCGCCGAGUUCCGCGUCCACGUGUUCCGGGUGGUCGAGCCCGCCGUGCCGGCGGUCAGGCUACGUUUAGCUUGA
Messenger RNA from Triticum turgidum subsp. durum (durum wheat), 1218 nucleotides. The record is from the annotation of a GenBank genome assembly. NCBI's taxonomy places the organism in Eukaryota, Viridiplantae, Streptophyta, Magnoliopsida, Poales, Poaceae.